CUUUCUGAACAAAAGUCUCUUCAAUUCAGUCCAGCUUGAGACUUUCAACCCAACAAACUCACCAUGGUGCCUCUCUGGGUAUUGAUGUUUCUGGCAGUUGCAGCUGCAGUUCCUCUGAAUGAUGAUAAGAUUAUAGGGGGAUAUGAAUGCACCCCUCACUCUCAACCCUGGCAGGUUUAUUUCACCGUUGAUGGAGACCGCUGGUGUGGGGGUUCCCUAAUCUCACCAAGGUGGAUUAUUUCUGCUGCACAUUGCUACGUGCCACCUGAGACCAUGGUUGCUCACCUUGGAGAACAUGACCUUAAUAAAAAGGAGAGAAGCGAGCAGCACAUCCAAGUAGAGAGCAUCUACAUGCACCACGGCUACAAUGAGCAUACUGAUGACAAUGAUAUCAUGUUGGUUCAACUAGUGGAACCUGCUCAAUAUAAUCAGAAUGUUCAGCCCAUCCCAGUGGCAAAAAGCUGCCCAAAAGCAGGGACUGAGUGCCUUGUGUCUGGCUAUGGAAAUCUGCUUGCAUAUGGUGUGACGUACGCUGAUCAGUUGCAGUGUCUGGAUCUACCCAUCCUGUCUGAAUCCAGCUGUAAGGCUUCAUAUCCCAGGCAGAUUACUGAGAACAUGUUCUGUGCCGGCUUCCUAAAAGGUUUAAAGGAUUCAUGCCAGGGUGACUCUGGUGGGCCACUGGUUUGCAAUGGAGAACUCUAUGGAGUGGUCUCAUGGGGAAGGUACUGUGCCAGGGAGGAUUCUCCAGGAGUGUAUGCUAAAGUCUCUAACUAUCUGGGCUGGAUACAGGAUAUCAUAGAGAACAACUAAAAAAAAGCAUCAGACUUAUAUAAAGUAGAUUGAAGUGAUUAUUUCAUACAAUAUAUACAGUACCAUGUAAAUGUGUCAUUCUAUGUGUUAAAUGUCAAAAGCCACAAAUAAAAAUAAAAACAACUUGAGGCAUCA
Messenger RNA from Xenopus laevis (African clawed frog), 945 nucleotides. RefSeq names its product trypsin-like. The record is from RefSeq and is a predicted model, not a curated record. The coding region runs from base 64 to 810 and encodes 248 amino acids. Lineage: Eukaryota; Metazoa; Chordata; Amphibia; Anura; Pipidae. The transcript is spliced from 5 exons.